GGGAAGAGCCGCGGUGAUAAUGCUGGUGCGGGGAGCGGGUGCUUUCCCGGCACGGCAGCGGCUCUAUAGAAAUGUAAUCCAUAAACGUAGCGAGCCAGUUAUCUGCUAAGAAUGCAAAGGGCUGCCUGCCCCACGGAUCUUACAGUCUACGUGAUGAGAGAGGGAAGGGAGGAAAUGGGGGCCAGCAAAUGGCAUUAGGGUGACUGCGUGCGAAAGAAAAGGUUGUGUGUAGACGGCCUUCCCUUGCUCGACGUCCUGAGGAUAUUCUGGACUACGAUUUCCGUCAUCCCUAGGCAUUGCUGGGAUGGUGGGAGCUGCAGCCCAGCGCAUCUGUGGGGCGCCGGCUUGAAGAAAUCCAGUGGGAAAAGAGUGGCACAGUGGCUAGCGUGUUGGACUGGGAAUGUGCGAGAUCCGAGUUCUGGGUGGCACUGGGCCCACUGGGGACUUUGGCCAGUCACUCACCUCAGCCUAACCCACCUCACAUGGUUGUUUUGAGGAUAAAAUGGAGCUAUGCAAGCUAGUUCGGGUUCCCUACAAGAGGAAUAUAAAUGCAAUGUAGCAACAACAGCAACAAUAGUAGGAUAAUGUUGUCCCUUUUAUAGUGCAUGGCAGGCUUACAUUCAAGUAGUAUACCUGCUAUUUGAGUAUCAGCAGUAAAAUCUAUCCAUGGUUCAAAACCCUGCAUAUCUGGCUGGGACUGACAGGGGCUGAGGGAGACUGAAACUCCUAGGUGUGUUGUGCUUCCACCUUGACAAGGAUGGAUGGAAGUCCCUUAAUGUUUCUGCUUGUUAAAGGAAACAAAGGUGAAUGGCUUCCAGUGGAUUAUGUCCCUGGUCUGUUAAACACUCAGACUAUGUGCUAAAGCUGUGUGCUCCACUUCAUUUCCUUCCAGCAUUAGAAAUAGGUUUUAGAAGUAAAACACCAAGAAAUAAAUUCCAUUCAAAUGUGCUGACCUAUCCAUUUUUUAAAAAAAACCUUGAACACUUGAACAAGCUUUAUGCCAUUUGCUGUACUCUUUACAAACUUUGGAAAGUAUUGCUGGUGUUCAUGCCAAAAGAAAGUGGGUAACCAUUAGGAAGAGAACAUCCCUGUUGUGGAAAGCUAUUCCGGAGCAGCUUACUUGACACCAUCUUUAAGGUCUUCACUGCACUUAGUGAAGAUCUUGAUGUGCACCAGAUCUUUUAAAUAAUACAUCCCUUAUUUAUAGCCUGGGCCUUUCACUUUAGAACAUGUGUUUUCAUUGGGGUUUAAAUUGUUUUAGUUCAUUGUUGUGAGGAUAAAAUAUUAGCUUCCUUGGGUUUCUAACAAGAGGGAAAAGAUGAGAUAUAGAUGCAAUGUACUAAUAAUAAUCUACAUUUUAAUCAUUUUAUUGCUUCAUGUUGCUUUUUAAUGUUGCAUUUAUUCUGUGAACUGCCCAGAAAACUUCUGCUAUUGGACAACCUUAUAAAUACAUUAAAGAGUAAAUAAAUAGGUCUAGUUCAUAAAAUCAUUGCAAGUGCUUCACUGAAUUCAGUUCUUCAAAAAUAUUUCUCCAGUUUUGUUUUUCACAGCAGAAACACAUAGGAAUCCACAGGAAAACAUGAGAAGGGCCAAACUCUUGCUUUCAAAUGACAGUCAACAAAGUCUUGACAACUAAUGCAGAGAAUUAACAAGAACGUGGUUUUGGGCCUUCUUACUUUAACCAGCUCAGUCUUUCUCCUCUUCCAACUGUACUAUUAUAAGUAUUACUUGUCUGCAAAGAAUGGAGCUGUUUUUCCAAAGGUUAAGGGGAGCAAAGCAGGGCAAGACACCAGCCAGUGGCAGCACGUGAUUAGGAAAUUCCUUGGUUUGGUGUCCAGCCACAACAUAGCUGUGCAUCUGAUUGAUCCCUUUCUUCUGAGACUGAUCGACAGAGACUUGGAACGGCUCAGGACCUCCUCUGAUGGUAGCCACUCAGAAUGCAAGUACUUCUGCACUCCACGGGACUAUACCACAUUUGCAAUAUUGGACAAAACCUGGAAACUUGAGGUGGGCUUGUGUCGAGCCGCUGAGAGGGUGGGAUUCCAGUGCCUGAAGAUUCAGAGCAAAGACCCACGUCUAGAAGGGAUGGAGGACCUCUCUGGGACAGAGAUCCCCCUGCACUACAUCUUCAGGUCGGCAGCUCACGCCAUCCAUCUGGUAGUCUUCUAUGAGAGGAGUGGCAACUACCUCUGGCACGGGCCUCUGCGACUGAAACAGCACAUGGACCGGAAGUUUGUGCCUUUCCGGAAGCUCCAGUUUGGCCGCUAUGCUGGGGCCUAUGACAAGACAGAAUUACUGAGUGUUUCUGUUGAUGGGAUAACAGUUCAGAUUCCAAAAGAGCCAUCCAAGUUCCUAGAGGAAAAGUCCCACUCAAGGUUUAUUGAAUGUAGGUACAGAGAGGCCCGAUCUUUCUUCCAGCUGUACCCCGAUGAUUCGUCCCUUGAAGCAGUAGAAUUCAGGAAAAAGGCCAAGGCAGUGCUCCAUCUCGCUGCUUUGACUUUGAACAGUUUAGGAGUGAGAUUCUGGCUGAGCAGUGGAACCUGCUUGGGUUGGUACAGACAGUGCAAUAUUAUUCCUUACAGCAAAGAUGUGGACUUGGGGAUUUUCAUUCAAGACUAUAAGCCAGAUAUUAUUCCAACAUUUCAGAAGGCAGGACUGCCACUAAAGCACAAGUUUGGCAAGAUAGAAGACAGUUUGGAGCUUUCCUUCCAAGGGGCAGGAGAUGAUGUGAAACUAGAUAUUUUUUUCUUCUAUGAAGAGGAGGACCACAUGUGGAAUGGAGGAACUCAGGCCAAAUCGGGCAAGAAAUUCAAAUACCUGUUUCCAAAAUUCAUGCUAUGUUGGACUGAGUUUGUAGAACUCAAAGUACGUGUACCAUGUGAAACCCUCCAUUAUAUUGAAGCCAACUAUGGGAAGGACUGGAGGACACCCGUGAAGGUGUGGGACUGGAAAAAUUCACCACCCAAUGUCCGACCCAAUGGAAUCUGGCCUAUCAAUGAAUGGGAAGAAGUUAUUCAACUCUACUGAGCUAUCUGUAAGAGGCUGGAAUUUGAAUGUGUUUCCUGUCAUUUGAAUGCCUGGCCCAGAAGUCACUACCAAUUGUCAGAUUAGUCAUCCCUUUAGAGAUGGGUGACCCUAUAAAGGAUCAAAUGACUCUUUGUACAACACACCAGAAAAUUGGUGUUCUGCCUCAGGCACUUGUUUCUAUAAAUGAAGAUGGAAGGAUUUAAAAUGAAUUUUCAAGAUGUAAAAUAACCAACUUUGGAUAGUUGUUAACAGAACUCCACUGUAAACUGUAGAAGAGUUGGCCAAAAACUGUUUCAAAAGUUGAAAGUGUGGCACUCUUUUGUGUUGCAUCUCUCCAGAUUUUGUAUGCAAUAGCCUUGGCUUCCAAAUUCAUAUAACUUAUUGCCAAUCAGAAAGGGUUCUAAUCACUGCCUGGGGGAAAGGAUGCGCUGAGAAUCUAAGAAGGGAAUAAAAUGUGGCCAUUUUCACUCUGCUAUAUCAUUUGUAUAAUACAAUAACUAGGAGGCAAUUUGUUCUGCUUUGGGCCGUGGCAUUAACAUUUAUUUAAAAUGUCUGUUUGACACACUUGCUAUUAUGAGCAGCUAUUCAGGACAUUUGAAAUCGAGUGAAAUGGAUUACCUGUGAAGUGUUGGAUGGAGCAAAGAGCUCAAUCUGUGAAGGUGCUCUCAGUAGUAUAUUAUUUAUAGAUGGUUAACUGUGGCCUAAAAGAUACCUUUAAUUUAUUUGGGGCUAUGUUGUACAAAGCACAAUAGUGUAGUAGUUUCAUUGUGGAGAGAAUGGUUUCCGGUUAAUUGAAACAUUCUGAUGUUUAGGUAGAGAAAAAUGAAUAAUGAGAGAGAUGAAGAGUAGGAGAACUAAUGGCAUGAUACCCCACUCCAGCUAAAAUAGAGUAGUUAAAUUAUCAUAAAAGAUUGUGUCUAACUUAUGGGCAAGAUUUUGUUAUUAAAGUGAGUUGUGCUUAAGUCCCACUAAGAUCAAUGGGAAGUUAAGCAUCAGCUGAUGUUUCUGGAUCAGUUCCAAGAUUCUAAUAUAUUUGUCGUAUUUGUUACACAGAGACUUAUUUUUAACUUACUGUUAAAAUAAUGAGGUUUGCAAAAUGAUUGGACAUGCUCACUGAUUUCUUCGUAAUAAAUGUCUGAAAACAAAA
Messenger RNA from Varanus komodoensis (Komodo dragon), 4174 nucleotides. It is a transcript of the gene FKTN, whose product is annotated as fukutin. Bases 1636 to 3027 code for a protein of 463 amino acids. Gene Ontology annotation, cellular component: Golgi membrane. The record is from RefSeq and is a predicted model, not a curated record. The transcript has 9 exons. NCBI's taxonomy places the organism in Eukaryota, Metazoa, Chordata, Lepidosauria, Squamata, Varanidae.